Bubalus bubalis (water buffalo) is the source of this 1858-nucleotide messenger RNA. RefSeq names its product proline rich 3 (gene PRR3). Gene Ontology annotation, molecular function: RNA binding; metal ion binding. The coding region runs from base 114 to 677 and encodes 187 amino acids. The transcript is spliced from 4 exons. The record is from RefSeq and is a predicted model, not a curated record. NCBI's taxonomy places the organism in Eukaryota, Metazoa, Chordata, Mammalia, Artiodactyla, Bovidae.
GCGGGAGCCUCAGCCUCAGUGUCCACCGCGCCCCCCGGAAGCGGAAACAGAAUCCCAGCGUGCCCCUUCCUCACUGCCCUCCAAAUCCCGCUGCAGCCAUUGCCGCAACCACGAUGCCGAAACGAAAGAAGCAGAAUCAGCAGCAGCAGCUGCAGCAGCAGCCCCCACUGCCAGAGCGGGAUGAGACUGGAGACGAGGAGGAUGGGAGCCCCAUCGGACCACCCAGCCUUCUGGGCCCUCCCCCCAUGGCCAAUGGAAAGCCUGGUGACCCCAAGUCAGCUUUUCACAGAGGUCCUCCGGGAUCAAGGGGACCAAUGAUCCCACCACUGCUGAGUCUCCCACCUCCUCCCCGGGGCAGAGGCCCAAUUCGGGGAGGCCUAGGCCCCAGGUCUGGCCCAUAUGGUCGUGGUUGGUGGGGGGUCAAUGCCGAGCCUCCUUUUCCUGGACCAGGCCACGGGGGUCCCUCCAGGGGAGGCUUUCACAAAGAACAGAGAAAUCCUCGAAGGCUCAAAAGCUGGUCUCUUAUCAAGAAUACCUGCCCACCCAAGGAUGGACCCCAGGUUAUGGAAGACAAAUCUGACCGCCCCGUCUGCCGACACUUCGCCAAAAAGGGCCACUGUCGAUACGAGGACCUCUGUGCCUUCUACCACCCGGGCGUCAACGGGCCUCCGCUGUGAGGCCGCCUCCCCACCCAGACUGGAAGGGGUCCCCGGCCUGGCGGCCACGUUCUCCCCUGCAGCCCUGUGCUGGCCACCAUGAGGCUGUUGCUCGCACCACCCCCAGUCAGUGACGCCCACCCCCUCACCGCCCCCUCCCACUGGGGGUCCAGAGUUGUGUUCCAUGACUGGUGUGCGGCGUGCACUCUUCUGAUCCAGCCUCCAGAGACGUCUCCAGGACCAUCACUGCUCCAUUCAACUGCCUCCUGGCUCCUCUUCCCCCUCGCCGGCUGACUGCGGAACAGGAAACCUCUUUGGUGCUGUUUCUUGUGCAUCUGUCCACCCAGCCCCGGGUAUCGCCCUGGAUUCCUGAGAGCCCUGGAGCAGUUUCCUACCAUUCCCUCCUCGCUGCUUGUUUUUAAGUCCUUUUCGUGUGACACCCCUGCCCCAGCGUGAUCAGCGGCCCUGUGACGCUCACCCAGUCGGCUGACCUGGGGUCAAGUGCGGAUGACUGGUGCAGAGUCAGUCCCUGAGAGGCCACGCUCCCCUCUCUUGGAUCUGGUAGUUCCUGCAUCAGUAGCAUGAUCCCCACCGCUGUGGUCUGUGGUCACUGUGCUUUGUGAAACUCUGCAUUCCCCUGCCCCCGACCCCCGUAGCCUUUCUCAGUGUCCGUGGCAUUUUCGUGACUUCCCAACACUAGAGUAGGUUUUUCCGCCAAAAUGGGUGGGGCCAUUGGUGCCCCCUAGACUUUCCCCACUUCCCAACGAGGAAGAACUGUGAAACUUCACAAGACCGCCUCCCUGGUCGUCUCACCCUUCCCGUGUCGGUUUCUCGGGAUUGACACAGGCCCGAGCGAUGUCGUCCAAAGGCUCAGAUGGGCCUCUCCUCUCUCCAGCCCAUUUUAGUUAGACUGCAUCAUUGUGAGGCCACCAGCCGUUUCAUUUGAAUUCUGUGAAUCUCCACCUGGCCAGUGGGUGGAACUCGGACAGUACUGUCGCCCUCUUCCAACCUUCUUCCCCUGUAUCCCUGGCACUGGUUGUUUUCUGUGAAAACGGCAGUGAACAGUUUCAGUUUUGAACUGGCCCUGAGGAAAUGGGUCAGGAGUUGUGUGGGCAAGAGGGAGGGAUGAGAGCUGUUGGAGAACUGAGAAUGAAUUUUUUUUUAACAUUUUUUUAUAUUAGUAAUAAAUGCAGUGGAAACAA